GUUACAGUGGCGGAAAAUCAGCGAGAAUUUCUCUUGCAUUUGCUCCACUUGGCAGCAUCGGUAGUUUCCUUGGAACAGGACCCCGCAUGUCUGUACCGACUAAAUAAUCUCGGCAGUUAUGAUGGCCUGGUCGAUCUAGCUUCUGUACUCUCUCACAUGUUGGAAUUAUUGCAAGACCCUGCUUUCUUAUGCCUUGAAGCACAAGUUUUCUCUCAGUUUUCACUAUAAUAGCACGUUUUGUGUCACUAGGGCCUCUUCGAGACGUGUAUGAACAUAAUAGGUGCAGUCUCUGUAGUUGGAAUGGGUGCAGAGGAUGGAAACAGCUGCAAAUCGGGGUCUCGGAAGAUGGAAGGUGUGGAGGGGGGAGGCUACCGAGCUGGUGAAGUAGAAGUUCAGGCGGCUACGGGGAACAAUUCCGUUCAUGCGGUGGGAGGCACAUCUCUCGACGAAGAAGCAGGAAGGACAGCUUCAAGUCAGGUCGUCAGACCAGAGGGUUUUUGGAGUGUCUUUUUCAGCUCUAUUGCAAAAAUUGGAUCAGCGGGAUUGUACCUGUCUGAUUACGUGAGCAAUAUUCUCGUAAUGAGAGAAUAUUACAUUCUCUACAGGACGGAUAGCUUCGGUGGGGUUUCAAAUGUGGUGAUAGGCAUAGAACCAUUUCUUAUAUGCCUAGCAUUCAUAAUCCUAGACCCAAUAGUAACUGCAAUAAUCUUCAAGCUCAAGCUUCCAGCCAGGGAGCACCCGCUGAGAUCAGCCUUUUUCCUUCCGCUGGUCCAGUUGAAGAGAUUUAUCCAAGGCUUCUUCAAGACUGGCUCGUGUGCAGGCGCAAAUAAGGUGUUGGAGUCGGACGAGACGGAAGCUUUGUUUGCAGCCGCGGUGGCAAUCGAGACUGGGCCUCAGACUAUGCUGCAGUUCACAGUGAUUGCGUUGGUGGGGACCAAUUUGGACUACAGAAGGUGGUUCCCGUCACCAAUCCUUAUAAUAUCCCUCCUGUUCUCUUUUCUAUCAGCCUCCUACAACAUUGGUCGCGCUGUGAUGUUCAAGUUGAGCAAGCAGUGGAGUUUCGCACUGAAUGCUCCUGGAAUCGCUGGAGGUCUUUUGACAUUUGGUGUUCUUUUAUUGAAGUGCACAACGGUGGCUUCAAUAAUUCUUACCAGUUCAUUGCUGCUUGACCCUUCAAUUUUAACUUACAUUGUAAUUAAUACACUAUACUUCGGUUUAGGAAUGUGCAUAUUCUCUUAUGUAAGUGGAGUGAAUUUGGCCUUAUCGAAAGAGAGGAAAAUAUGCACAUGGAGAACUCAACUUGAAGUUUUCACCGCAGCAUACAUCAAUGCAACAAUUGGACCUUUGUAUGCUACCGUAGAUAGUCAUGAGACCAAAGAUUAUAACCCAGGAUGCAAAUUAUGCAAAAAUAUAGCAUUAGCAACAAGCUUGAAUUUUUUCACGGAUGUUGUUGCAUUGAUAAUCUUGGCAAUGCUUCGAAAGACCACAUGCCAACUAGAAGCAAGAAAAUAUGCAACAACCGUUGCAAGAUUACACAAAACCCCCAUAGAUGAUCUUAUAAGUACAUUCACAUGCUUCCAAUUUAAAAUGUAUGUGGGUUUAGGGAUAGUCUUAACGUUCAUACCAUGUGUGAUUCUUCUUUUCAUUAUUAGUCUUACUCCCAUAGAUAAAAAUAAAAAGUAAAUAUCCUGAA
Physcomitrium patens is the source of this 1693-nucleotide messenger RNA. RefSeq lists its product as uncharacterized. Lineage: Eukaryota; Viridiplantae; Streptophyta; Bryopsida; Funariales; Funariaceae. The record is from RefSeq and is a predicted model, not a curated record.